Exophiala viscosa is the source of this 1427-nucleotide messenger RNA. Its product is annotated as DnaJ protein, subfamily C, member 17. The transcript has a single exon. The coding region runs from base 191 to 964 and encodes 257 amino acids. NCBI's taxonomy places the organism in Eukaryota, Fungi, Ascomycota, Eurotiomycetes, Chaetothyriales, Herpotrichiellaceae. Gene Ontology annotation, cellular component: spliceosomal complex. The record is from RefSeq and is a predicted model, not a curated record. Gene Ontology annotation, biological process: spliceosomal complex disassembly.
GUGGAGGUCAAAGGUGACUUGCUCUGCACUCAACGCCUCGAUCGAUUGACUUGCUCUUGUUGCUUUGUGGUUCGCCGCAUUAAGUACGGCAGGACAUAAAUCUCCGCCGUCCUUGACCAAAAGACUUCGCCUGAACUGUUAAGUCUCAAACUACGACCGACCACAGCGUCUAACGAAAGCGCCGACCGACAUGGCGCCAGCAGGUGAGGCGGACAUGUCUGUCGACUAUUAUGACCUAUUGUCGAUUCCUGCGACCGCGUCAGAACCAGAGAUUCGACGCGCAUACCGAAAAACUUCCCUACUCUAUCAUCCUGAUAAAGUUAAGCCAACUCCAGAAAAUCUGGAAAAGUUCCAGCUACUACAGACUGCCAUAAACAUCCUAAGCGAUGCCGCUGAGAAGCUGAAAUAUGACCAGACACGAGAAGCUAAGCAGAGGCGGCAGGCCGAAACGGCAGCCUUGGAAAGCAGGAGGAGGAAAAUGAAGGAGGACCUGGAGAAAAGAGAAGGGGGACCAAAUGGCGUGGCAUUCAGUGUUAGUGGCACGAAGAGGACGUGGAGUGACAGGGAACUGGAAAUCAAGCGCAUAGCAGAAGAAAACCGUAAGCGACGAGAGGCGGUAGUACAGCAAAAGACACAAGAAGCCCAUGCUCGGGCUGAGGCAGAAGAGCAACCUUCAGACUCGAUCGACCGAUCUGUCAAGGUACGAUGGAUCAAAGAAGCGGAAGGACUCGAUGUCGACCAGGAGGCUCUCGAAGAGAACUUUCCCGCAGGUGAUGUCGAAAAUGUGCUCGUUCUCAAGGACAAGAAACGGCGCAUUGAAGGUAGAGACAAAAAAGUCAUGCUUGGAACUGCCGUCAUUGUGUUCAAGUCAUUGGCUAUCGCUAAGAAGAUAGUGGCUCAGGGACCGUGGGAAGGCAUUGAGAGUGUUGGAUGGGCUGCUGAGAAAGAACCGGAUGCGACUUGAGAGCAGCAGUCCGAUCUACGGCAACGUCAGGUCUAUUUCCCAAUUAUGCCAUCAUUUCAAGCAGCGCUUCCGGCCAUACACAUCAGCCGAUUUCGAUGAAGAAUCAUCUCAGCGUCGAGCCAUGACCCGGCAACCUCAAACUGCUCUUGCGCGAUGCGGGAGACGCUGUCACAUGACUGAUGACAACCGCUCCACAAAGCCGAACUGGCAAACGAGCAGCUUCACAGCCAUUGAUCGGACGCGGUACAGGGAGAGUCUUUCCCGUGCCUAGCAAGGCUCGAUAAUGAUAGAGUUGGGACCUACUAUUGUGCAGUAAGAUUCAUCCAACACCUCGAGUUGACCAUCUUGGGGCUAGGGUCCUGGAGUGGUUCAUCCUUCACUGACCAAUCUCAUUAUCGUUGAGGAAUCUGCCACACCUUCGAACACCGCCAUAGCCCACACGAACGAAGAUCAACCAAGACCA